This is a messenger RNA of Paramisgurnus dabryanus, 1724 nucleotides long. RefSeq lists its product as uncharacterized. Lineage: Eukaryota; Metazoa; Chordata; Actinopteri; Cypriniformes; Cobitidae. Gene Ontology annotation, cellular component: cell-cell junction; membrane. The record is from RefSeq and is a predicted model, not a curated record.
UGAACACCACUCAAGAUUUCUGCUGCAAAGUGUGAGGAAGUAAGUUAUUCUCGUCUAGCUGUUUCGCUGUGUCUCGAAUGCCUCAGUCAUUUGUUUCGGCUUCUGAACAUGAACACCACUCAAGAUUUCUGCUGCUCCAUUUUUGGAAUUCUCUUCUUUUUACUUGUGCAGGGAUUGUGUGCUGAAUCAGAAGUGCAUAAAGCAGUUGGGAGCUCCCUGGAUCUAAUUCCAGAUCAAUCAAAAACAGAACUUACUUAUGUUAGAUUUAAAAUCAAUGACACAGUCUUUGCUGACUAUACUAAAAAUGAGCUGAAGCUGCUGGGAGAUAACUUAUUUGCCCAAAGGUUAAAGAUAAAUGAUAUAAGCAUUACAGUUAUUAAUCUACAGCUUCAGGACUCAGGACUGUUUUCAAUUACUCAAGAAGGACACACCAUGCAAUAUGAAACAAAAUUCAUUCAGCUGCAUGUACAUGAUAUCAUCAAAAGUGUAACAAUUCAGCACAAUGAAACCUGGUUGCAGUCAAAAAACAUAUGCACAUUUCAUCUUCAGUGUCUGGUGUUUGAUAAUGUAAAUACAUUUUACCACUGGAGUGGCUAUCUGAAUAGUUAUGGAUCACACUUAAAUAUCAGUCUAACUCCAGAAGUGAGUGCCACAUUAAACUGCACAGCCAGCAACAUAGUCAGUGUUAAUUAUACUACUAAGACUGUUAAGUGCUCCGAGACACUUGGACCAGGUAUGUCAUUUGGGUUUUUUCCAAAUUACCUGCUGCUCGUUUUAAUAGUUGGUGGAACUGUGUGUAUUUCCGUGGCCAUCAUAGGAGUGUGCAGGACUGGAAAAGGAAAUGUGGAGAGUGAGGCUGAAAUUACAGUGUAUGAAGAUAUAAACGCUGAGCCCGUUGCAAAGAUAUGGUCAGACAGUUCUAUAAUUGGAAUUUGUAUUUAUGAAGUAGUGGAGGACGUGAGUCUCACAUCAAAUCUGCCUCAGACUGUUUAUGACUAAAUCAGCUAUCAACGUCAACAAGUGGUCACACUCAGCACUUCCUCCAAAAACGUUCUGUCAGUGUGACACAGACUAUUUUUUACUUUAAAUUCCAGUCUAUGGAUCAGUUUCAUUACUAUUAACCAUCUUAAUAUACUGUAUGCAUUUAUUGACAGAAUCUGAUGGCCUGAAACUUUAACAGAAACAAACAAUUGUAUUUAGCAAUAAAAAACUGUAUGCAUUCACUAGAAUUGUUUUUUGUGUGAUCCAUCUGUUAACAAUGAAGAUACACUCUUUGCAUGCUUUUUAGGCAUUAAACAUCGAAUGUAGCUAAAAUAAAUGUUUGUUGAUGAUAUAUUAUACAAGGUUUUGUUUAAAAAAAAAACUAUUAGUUUGUUAUGUCAGUUGCUUUUUUGUGAGGCGUAGUAUAGAUUAUACAAAAUUCCAUUUUUGUAAAGAAAAUUUCUACAAUUAUAUCUUCUUAUUUUCUUCUCUUAUAUUGUUGUUAAGUCAUAACUAAUUAGCUAUUUAUUGCACUUAAAAAGCAAUUAAACAAGAUAUAUACCUAAUGUUUAUGUAAUCGGAUUAGUUAUUGUGCAUAAAUUGUAUGAAGACAAACAUAAAUUCUGAUCACAACAAUUUGCAGGUACUGCUGCAGCAUUAUUUUAUUUUUGGUAGGACUUUACUUUUCAGAUCGGUAAUAACUAAGUAAUGUUAUGGUAAUAUAUACGUCAAGGUAAUAUUAU